AUGUCUACAUCAACUCCCACAGCCGACCCAUGCAGCCCACGCCGACCGUCUCCUCCCACUCAUGUCCUCGAAACAGCUCUCCAGGUCCAGGACGUGGUGGCAUCGACCAAGUUCUACAAGGAUCUGCUAGGUAUUGAGCCUGAUUUGAACACUCCACGCAUGUCCACCUUCCCCUUGGGAAAUACUACACUCCUCCUCUUCCAACUCAAUGCCACUGCCGACGACAGCGUCCUGCCAGAAUCUCGCGGCACUAUUCCCGGCCACGGGCCCAGCGAUGAUAUCCUUGCACUCCUCAACCAGACUCAAACUACAGAAACCGGCUCCUCCCCGGCUUUCCUCAAACAGCAUUUCUGUCUCGCUGUCCCCUCACGCGCCGACGUUGAGACCUGGGAAAGGUAUAUGGCAGCCACCGGUGUUCAUAUAACUGGUACUGUAGACUGGCCAAGAGGUGGUAGGAGUGUCUAUUUCGCCGAUUUGGAUGGUAACGUUGGCGAAGUUGGAAGUCGUGGCAUUUGGGCUCAUUACUGA
Molecule: messenger RNA, 528 nt
Organism: Exophiala mesophila
Lineage: Eukaryota; Fungi; Ascomycota; Eurotiomycetes; Chaetothyriales; Herpotrichiellaceae
Exons: 2
Coding region: 1-528 (175 amino acids)
Source: RefSeq, a predicted model, not a curated record